Messenger RNA from Morus notabilis, 1437 nucleotides. RefSeq names its product AT-hook motif nuclear-localized protein 28. Bases 329 to 1234 code for a protein of 301 amino acids. Lineage: Eukaryota; Viridiplantae; Streptophyta; Magnoliopsida; Rosales; Moraceae. Gene Ontology annotation, cellular component: nucleus. The record is from RefSeq and is a predicted model, not a curated record. Gene Ontology annotation, molecular function: DNA-binding transcription factor activity; minor groove of adenine-thymine-rich DNA binding. The transcript has a single exon.
CUCUCUCUCUCUCACUAGUCUCUUUAAAACGGCUUCAUCCCAUUAAAUAUAAAGAAAAUCUUUAAUAUCACCCCUUCCCUCUUUCAAAAAUCUCUUUCCUUCUCAUCCCUCUUUUCUCUUUCUCCAAAUCUUAACCCCAUCCUUCCUUCCCCUUCUGCUUUAGCAACUUGUUCUGUUCCCCAUUUUUUAUUCAUUCAUUCCCCAUAACACCAAUCCCAAAUCCUACCCAUCACCCACCAAUCACACAACACCUUAGAUACAUACCAAAACAAUAUAUAUAUUAUAUAUAUAUAUAUAUUAUUUAAAAGAAAAAGAGAUAAACAAAACCAUGAAAGGAGAAUAUCUAGAACCAAAGAAUGAAACUCGCAACAAUAUGUUCUCUAAGCUUCAACACCACCACCACCACCAACAACUUCACCCUUUUGCCAAUCCUUUCCAAGUGAUCUCCCGCACCGAAUGCCAAACCUCCGAGGAGGCUGACGACUCCGCCACGGCCCAGAAGCCCACCUCCUCCGAUCCCAGCCCACACCCCGCCCCAGGAGACGGCGCCACCAUCGAGGUCGUCCGGCGGCCAAGGGGUCGCCCCCCGGGCUCCAAGAACAGGCCCAAGCCCCCCGUCAUCAUCACCCGCGACACCGAGCCCGCCAUGAGCCCAUACAUCCUCGAAGUCCCCGGCGGAAACGACGUCGUCGACGCCAUCGCCACGUUCUGCCGGAGAAAGAACAUGGGCCUCUGCGUCCUCACCGGCUCCGGUACCGUCGCCAACGUCACCCUCCGCCAGCCUUCCACCACCCCGGGCGCCACCGUCACCUUCCACGGCCGCUUCGACAUUCUCUCCGUCACCGCCACUUUCCUCCCUCAGUCGGCGCCUCACGGUUCCUCUGCCCUCCCCAACGGCGCCUUCACAAUCUCCCUGGCCGGCCCCCAGGGCCAGAUCGUUGGCGGCCUCGUGGCCGGCGCCCUCCUCGCCGCCGGCACCGUCUACGUAGUCGCGGCUUCGUUCAACAACCCGUCCUACCACCGGCUUCCUGCUGCGGAGGACGAGGGGAGGAACUCGGCGGCGACGGCAGCGUCUGGAGAGGGACAGUCGCCGCCGGGAUCUGGAGGCGGCGGGGACAGCGGAGGCCACGCGCCGGCGGACUCGUGUGGGAUGUCGAUGUACAGCUGUCAGUUGCCGUCCGACGUGAUUUGGGCUCCCACGGCGAGGCAACCGCAGCAUCCGCCGCCUUACUGAUUGAUCGUGUCAUGGUCGUCAUGGAAUUAGUCUGACUUUCUUUUCUUUUUUUAAUUAAUUUUCGUGAAUUAUGUUUAUUUACUGUGAAUUUGGAGAAGCUUUUAUGGUUUCCUUUUUUGGCAUGUUUUAAUUUCUUUUUGUUCAGUUUUUUUUUUUGGGUGUCGACGUAUUAAUAUAGUGUUAGUGUUAGAUUUGAGGAAAAA